Molecule: messenger RNA, 1707 nt
Organism: Bursaphelenchus xylophilus (pine wood nematode)
Lineage: Eukaryota; Metazoa; Nematoda; Chromadorea; Rhabditida; Aphelenchoididae
Source: the annotation of a GenBank genome assembly
AUGGAGAACCGCGAGCCGAUCCCGGUCGAGCCCAUCCAGGUGGAUAAGCCAGAGAGAAAAGGAAAGGAGCCGGACGAUUUUACUCUCGCGCAGUUCACUUCUGCCAACUUCGGAGAUGGCCGACUCGUCAAGAUGGAUGUGGACUAUGCUCCACAGGUCGAUGAGGCUCUGCCAAAAGCCAGCAACAUUGCCAAGGUAGAUUAAUGUUAUUUUAUAUCUUAGUUUUUGGUUUUUAGAUAGAUUUGGUUAUUGUAAUGACGUUUCAGACAAGUCCUUUGGGUGCCAUCGAAUCCCUGUCGUUGUUGGAAAAACAAACUCGGCUUGGCGCUGAUAUGAGAUCUAAUUCUCGUAUUCUACGACACAUGGUGAAGAUUGCUUUCGAAGCAAAGGAUUGGAAACUUCUCAACGACACAAUUGUCGCCAUGUCCAAGAAGAGGUCUCUGAUCAAGUUCGCCAUCAAGAAUAUGGUCCAAGACUGCUGCGAAUUCGUAGAUCAGGUCCCAACUGAAGAAGAUCGUAACAAAUUGGUGGAUGUUCUCCGAACUGUGACUGCCGGAAAGAUUUAUGUUGAAGUAGAAAGAGCCCGACUGACCAAGAGGGUUGUGAAGAAACUGGAGGCCGAAGGAAAGAUCGAAGAGGCCUGGAAUAACAUGAUCGAACUUCAAGUUGAGACUUUUGGAUCAAUGGAAAUGCCAGAGAAAGUCAGAUUUUUGUUGGAUCAGAUUAGAUUGUCAAUUCAACGGAAUGAUUUUGUCAGAGGAAAUAUUAUUUCCAACAAAAUCAGUGUCAAGUUCUUUGACAGCAAGGCUGAUGAUGUGAGUAAAUUAAUAUUUUUCAUCAUGGGUAAUAUAAAAUUAUUUUUUGUUAUUUUUAGGUACAAGAUCUGAAACUUGAGUUCUAUACCUACAAAAUUGCUAUUGGACUUAAUGAAGGAAACUAUUUGGAUGUCUGCAAGCAUUAUAGAUCUGUUUUUGACACUCCAAAGGUCCAGAAAGAUGAUGAUAAAGUUAAAGAAGUAAGUUAAACUACUUGUCUUAUUUUUCUGCGUGUAGAUCCUGAAGAAUGUCGUUCUCUACGUCUUGCUCUCUCCCCAUGGAAAUGAGCAAUGGGAUCAAGUCCAUCGUAUUCAUGCCAUCAGACAGCUCGAAUUGGUCCCAGAAUAUAAUAAUCUUCUUGAAUUGUUCAUCAAUGAAGAGAUUAUUGCCUGGAAAGAUUCGAUACUCAAGACUUACGAAACAUUGUUGAGAAAGGGAACUGCUACCUCGCCUGCACCCCAGGUGUUCUCCGUUACGGAUGAAGGUGAGAAAAGAUGGAAGACCUUCAAAGAGAGAGUUGGAGAACAUAACAUGAGGAUGAUCGCCAAGUACUAUACCCAGAUCACUUUUGAUAGAAUGGCUGAGAUCCUCGAAUUCCCGGUGGAGGUGAGUUUUAGCCUUGAUGUUUGGGUAAUAGUUAUGGAUAAUAUAAAAAUUUAUUUUUUAGGAAAUGGAAUCGUUCUUGUGUAAUUUAAUUGUGACUGGUGUAAUCCCUGAUGCCAAGAUCCACCGUCCUUCACGAAUUGUGAAUCUCCGAGCCCGUAAAGCGAACGUGGAAACCUUGGACCAAUGGGGAUCAAACGUCCGAAAACUGACCGAUAUCUUGAAUAAGGUCUCUCAUCUGAUACUCAAAGAAGAGAUGGUUCAUAAGCAUCUGGAAGCCGGAAAAUAA